AGUCAUUUAACUUUUGGAGCAGGGGAGCGUCCGGACUGGCUCAGACCAGACAUUGCUUUUUGUCAAUACCCCACUCCCAAAGUUCUCACUAGAGCAGGGUAACAAUCUUCCUCGCUCUCACAAUCUCAUUUCUCAGAUGAUUUCGAUUAAUUUUUUUCAACAAAUGUGAAAUCGGAAACGACGACGACGAUCUAUCAAUUCCCCCUGUCGAUCAAUCGGAAAAGUCAAAAAAUCAAAGUCUUUGCCGAUUUGCUCGUUCCGCGAAAAUCUGAAAUUUUAUCUUCUGGUGGAUUGUUUUACGGCGAAAUCGAUAAUAAUAUUACUUUCACCAAGUAAUGAUCUACUAUUUGUUCUUACCUUUGGUAUAUUCAAUUUGAUAAGAAAAGACGACAACGUUUAAUUGGAGCAGAGAUGGCAGCUAAGCAAAUGGAGGAGAUUCAGAGGAAAUUAGGAAUGCUUAAUUAUCCAAGAGCUAAUGCACCGGCUCAGUCUCUUCUCUUCGCUGGCAUGGAGCGUUAUGCUCUUCUCGAAUGGCUCUUCUUCAAGUUAUUAGGCGAUAAAUCUCCAUUCUCACAACAAAAUUUACAAGGAGAUGCUAUGGAUCGUGAUGAAGAGACUGGUCGCAUUCAAUAUUUAGCCGAGAUUGCGAAGUUUUUGGGUAUCACAACAACUAUAGAUGUGGAGGCAAUUCAAGGGCGUGGAAGUUAUGAAGAUCGAACUGAGAUGCUUCAACUUAUUGUUGAUCUUGUGGAGGCGAGCAUGUAUGCUGAUAAUCCUAAUUGGAGCAUUGAUGAGCAAGUAGCAAAGGACAUACAACUAAUAGAUUCUAUUGCAGAAAAACAAGCUCUCAUUUUCUCGGAAGAAUGCAAGUUGUUCCCUGCAGAUGUGCAGAUUCAAUCAAUAUAUCCAUUACCAGAUGUUUCUGAGCUGGAGACAAAGCUUUCAGAACAGUCAAAAAUACUUUCAAAUCUUCAACAGAAGGUCACAGAUUUGGCAUCUAAGCAUGCUUACAACCCAGAUGAGGAUUAUGCAGAGGUGGAAUCCCAACUUCGGGCAAAUCUGGAAUCUUUUCUUGAAACUGCAAGAUCAUUUAAUACAAUUUACACCAAGGAAAUUCGCCCCUGGACUCACAUGAUGGAGGUACCACAGCUUCAUGGGUUUGGGCCUGCGGCCAAUCGCUUGUUAGAGGCAUACAAGACGCUUUUAAAGUUCUUAGGUAACUUGAGAAAUCUUAGGGACUCAUAUGCAGCUCUUGCUGUUGGAUCAUCUGAGACAAUUGCUGGCGAGCCCUCUUCAGUCACAAGAAUCAUUUCAGAGUGUGAAUCUGCCUUAACUUUCUUAAACCGUGAUCUUGGUAUUCUCUCUGCUUCAAUUGCUCGUGAGCAAGGUGAAAAGGUAACUUCAUGAAAUGUUAAAAAAAGAUAGGAACAGCUCUCGCUUUCGACGUCUUUUUUACUAUGUUUUUCCAAAGCCAUCUUUGCUCGUGAUUUCUGUUAACUGCAGAACUGAUUGAUAAUUGAAUUCCAAUCUGACAAAAUGAUCAGGUCUUAGGGGCCUCAUUUUACAACAGCUUGUUUGUCUGUAAUUACAACGUUCACUUUUUUGGUUUGUGUGUAAUUUAAUGUCUUAUUAUUAAAUUGUUAAAAGAUUUUACGUUAA
This is a messenger RNA of Mangifera indica (mango), 1659 nucleotides long. Its product is annotated as AUGMIN subunit 7-like. NCBI's taxonomy places the organism in Eukaryota, Viridiplantae, Streptophyta, Magnoliopsida, Sapindales, Anacardiaceae. Gene Ontology annotation, biological process: centrosome cycle; spindle assembly. Bases 412 to 1407 code for a protein of 331 amino acids. Gene Ontology annotation, cellular component: HAUS complex. Gene Ontology annotation, molecular function: microtubule minus-end binding. The record is from RefSeq and is a predicted model, not a curated record. The transcript is spliced from 10 exons.